CCCGUGACUCGCCGGCACAGGAAUUCAGGGUGCCGGGACGGGGCCCCGCGGGAGCAGCCGCUGCGGCUGCUCCGGGGUCCGCCGAGGUCGCCAGCACCGCGACGGAGCAUCCCGCGGCCCCCUCCCUCCGAGCCCCUUCCCGGAGCCCGCGGCGCCUUCGGGAAGGCUCCCGGCGAGCCUCCUCCGCGCGCAGCCCGUGGGCCGGGGAGACAAGAUGGGCCCAGCCCCGGCACCAGCAACCGGAGCAACUGGUUUAGCCGGGGAGCAAGGGAGCCGCGGAGGCUGGAAGCUGCUCCAAGGAGUGUGCAACCUCGCUGGCACGUCCCCCGCUGCUCCCGGUUUGGCAAGAGCUCGUCCGGGGCACCGCCAGCGUGGACAUGUCGGGCGUGCUUCCCCCGCGGCGGCGCGCCCCGGGAAGCUCCGGUCGGAGGCCGGUGCAACGCGGCCGGCCAGCGCUCGCCUUCGCUGGAAGGGGCUUUUGCACCGCACGGAGGAGCCGCAGGGACGCGGGACGCACGGACACGCGCACCCGCGGCGCGAGCGCGGCUGGGCGCACGCCCCGAGCGGAGCCCGCUCCCCUCCGCUGCUUGCAAAACCUCGCGGGCUGCACGACGGCUGGGGGGGGCAGCGGGGCCGGCAGGACCCCCAGCGCCUCCCCCCUCCCCUCCAUCCCCGCGUUCGCCUUCGGAAACGGCGGGAUCUCUCCCGUUCGCCCCCAUUGCACAACCGUGGGGACAGGAAGCCGGCCACCGCACGCAUGGUGGAAAGAGGAGGCGGGACGGACGGAGCAGGAUAUAAUUAGCUCCGAACGCGGAUCGGAAUCUGGGAUAAAGAUUCCGGCACCACCCGGCUGUUGUGAAAAGGCGAGGGCCCCGGCGCCCGAUCCCGAUCCCGAUCCCGGCGUGGGCAGCACCCGCCCGGCCCCCCGGGGCGCCGGGGCGCGGGACCCGCUCCGGGGCCCUUCCCGCGGGGACGCUGGCCCGUAACGAGAGCCGGGAUUAUCGGCCCUGCCGAUGCCAGACGGGGAAUCCGGUUUCUUGGCCCUCGCGGUUGCUGCAGCAACCUUUCCUGCAGGGAUAGUUGGGCUUUUUUUUUAAUUUAACAAAAGGCCUUUCUGCGCGCGGGGGCCGGGCGGCCCCGAGGGGCUGGGGCUGCGUCACCCGAUAGCCCCCGCCAGCCCCCCCCCGGCCGCGGCCGGCUCCGAGGACACCGGAUACCCCAGGUGCCGGCGGCGACGGGGGCCGGCGGACGGGGGAUCCCCGCCGGGCGCCGCGGGGGUCCGACCCAUCCGGCGAAGCCGGCUGGCGGGGGGGCAUCCAGGCUGCCCCCCGCGGCGUGCACGCACGGAUGGGCCCCCCCCCCAACCCGCACCCAGCUCCUCGCUCCCGGCAGCACCCGGCUGCUCCCGAUUCGGGCGCGGGGCGCAACUAGGGACGGAGGUUUAGCAGCGGGGUGGGGGGGGGACACGGAGCUCCCGGCGUCCGUGCCGCCAGAUCCGCGGGGUGCAAACGCCGCCGGGGCCGGAGCGGGCGCCCCGUGCGCCGGCCCCCGCAGCGCUGGCGCGGAGCACCCCGGCGGUGCCAGCCGGGCUGCCCAGCCGCGGCCAUCGGAUCCUCCCGGAGGGAGGGGGCUUGGAGCUUAUUUAAGGUGGCCGGGCGGCCCCGGGCGGGCGCACUCGGAGCCAUGGCGUCGCAGCUGGAGGGGGCCAUGGAGACGCUCAUCAACGUCUUCCACCACUACUCGGGCAAGGAGGGCGACAAGUACAAGCUGAGCAAGAAGGAGCUCAAGGAGCUGCUGCAGAGCGAGCUGGGCUGCUUCCUGGAGACCCAGAAGGACGCGGGCGCCGUGGAGAAGAUCAUGCAGGACCUGGACGAGAACGGCGACGGCGAGGUGGAUUUCCAGGAGUACGUGGUGCUGGUGGCCGCCCUCACCGUCGCCUGCAACACCUUCUUCUGGGAGAACGCCUGAGCCGCGCCGGCUCCCGCCGUCCGGCCGUCCGGCACCCCGAAAAGCGGAGCCGCCACCCCCUCCCCCCCCCGCGCCCCCUCGUUCCCGGAGCAUCCCACUGGCAUCCGGCUCCGCAAUAAAGGCAGCGACCCAGC
Molecule: messenger RNA, 2102 nt
Organism: Rhea pennata
Lineage: Eukaryota; Metazoa; Chordata; Aves; Rheiformes; Rheidae
Gene: S100A1
Product: S100 calcium binding protein A1
Exons: 2
Coding region: 1684-1968 (94 amino acids)
Cellular component (GO): cytoplasm; sarcoplasmic reticulum
Molecular function (GO): S100 protein binding; calcium ion binding; calcium-dependent protein binding
Source: RefSeq, a predicted model, not a curated record